GCGAGGAGGCGGUAACGCGCACGCGCGCUGGGAUCCGGCCCGGGCCGAGCGCGCGGCGCGACGACUGCGGGUGACUAGCAUGCAGAUAGCCAUUCUCUGACCUGCUGCCCUUCUUCUGACAUGGCCCACCGAGGUGGGGAGAGGGACUUCCAGACCUCAGCACGGCGCAUGGGCACCUCGUUGCUCUUCCAGCUUUCGGUGCAUGAGCGGGAGCUGGACCUAGUGUUUCUGGACCAUAGCUAUGCCAAGCCUUGGAGUGCCCACCCAGAUGCCAGUAGUGCCCGCCCCACCCGCAUGCUCUUUGUUACUCCCCGGAGGCAGCACGAAAGUACCAUUGAAUCAGAUGUCCCAAUAGAUGUGGAGACAGUCACAUCAACACCUGUGCCACUCUAUGACAAUCAGAAAGCGCGCAGUGUGAUGAAUGAGUGUGAGCGGCACGUCAUCUUCGCUAGGACCGAUGCAGAUGCCCCUCCCCCACCGGAGGACUGGGAGGAGCAUGUCAACAGGACUGGCUGGACAAUGGCCCAGAACAAGCUAUUCAACAAGAUCCUCAAAGCCCUGCAGUCUGACCGGCUUGCCCGCUUGGCCAAUGAAGGGGCUUGUAACGAGCCAGUGCUGCGCCGUGUUGCUGUGGACAAGUGUGCGAGGAGAGUGCGGCAGGCUCUGGCAAGUGUGAGCUGGGACACCAAGCUGGUCCAGUGGCUGCACACCACCCUGGUGGAGACCUUGAGUCUGCCCAUGCUGGCAGCCUACCUGGAUGCUCUGCAGACGCUGAAAGGGAAGAUCCCUACCUUGAUAGACCGGAUGCUUGUGUCAUCCAACACAAAGACAGGGGCUGCAGGAGCUGAAGCCUUGUCCCUUUUGCUGAAGAGGCCCUGGGACCCUGCCGUGGGAGUGCUUUCUCAUAACAAACCAAGCAAGCUCCCUGGCUCUCCUCUCAUCCUUAUUGCCUCCUCUGGGCCCUCUAGCUCCGUGUUCCCCACCUCCCGCCGCCACCGCUUCUGGCAGUCUCAGCUGUCCUGCUUAGGCAAGGUCAUCCCUGUGGCCACCCAUCUGCUGAACAAUGGUAGUGGGGUAGGAGUUCUGCAGUGUCUGGAGCACAUGAUUGGGGCAGUGAGAAGCAAAGUGCUGGAGAUUCACAGCCAUUUUCCCCACAAACCUAUUAUCUUGAUUGGCUGGAACACAGGAGCUUUGGUGGCCUGUCACGUGUCGGUGAUGGACUAUGUCACUGCAGUUGUCUGCCUUGGGUUUCCUCUGCUCACCGUGGAUGGCCCCAGAGGGGAUGUGGAUGAUCCACUCUUGGAUAUGAAGACUCCAGUCCUCUUUGUGAUUGGUCAGAAUUCCCUGCAGUGUCACCCUGAAGCCAUGGAGGACUUCCGGGAGAAGAUUCGGGCUGAGAACAGCUUGGUGGUUGUUGGGGGAGCUGAUGAUAAUCUCAGAAUAAGCAAAGCAAAGAAGAAAUCAGAAGGCUUGACUCAGAGCAUGGUGGACCGAUGUAUUCAGGAUGAGAUCGUGGACUUCCUGACUGGAGUGCUCACUCGCACCGAGGGGCAUGUGGGCUCUGAGCCUCGGGAUCAGGAUGCUGAGAAAAAGAAGAAGCCCCGGGAUAUGGCCCGCAGAGACCUGGCCUUUGAAGUCCCCGAGCGGGGCAGUCGACCUGCGUCACCGGCUGCCAAGCUGCCUGCCUCACCCUCGGGCUCGGAGGAUCUCUCCAGUGUGUCCAGCAGCCCCACCUCCAGUCCCAAGACCAAAGUGACCACGGUGGCCUCUGCUCAGAAGUCCAGUCAGAUUGGAAGCACUCAGCUGCUGAAGAGACAUGUACAGCGGACGGAAGCUAUGCUGACCCACAAACAAGCCCAAGCUCAGUUUGCUGCUUUUCUGAAACAAAAUAUGCUGGUGAGGAAAGCUCUUCCUCCCGGCACCUCCUCCUGUCUCUUUGUUCCUAUUUCAUCAGAACAAACCGAGGAAUCCGAGAAAGAAGAUCUCAGGGUCCAGCUGAAGCGGCAUCAUCCCUCCAGCCCUCUUCCUGGCAGUAAGACCUCCAAGCGACCGAAGAUCAAGGUGUCCCUUAUCUCCCAAGGGGACACAGCUGGAGGGCCUUGUAUUCCUUCCUCAGGAGGAGCUUCAGAAGCCACAGGAGGGAAGCCCAUCACCAUGACACUGGGGCAAGCUUCUGCAGGGGCCAAGGAGCUCACAGGGCUUCUCACCACAACCAAGUCAAGUGCUUCUGAAGGGGGAGUCCCAGCCAGCCCAGUGUCCUCAGUGGUUUCCAGCAGCACUGCGCCCAGUGCCUUGCACGCACUCCAGAGCCGCCUUGUGGCCACCUCUCCUGGCAGCUCCCUCCCAGGGGCCACAUCAGCCAGCAGCCUCCUCCAAGGCCUCAGCUUCAGCUUGCAGGAUAUCAGCAGCAAGACCUCUGGUCUCCCAGCAAACCCUUCCCCAGGGCCAGUCCCACAGGCCACCAGUGUGAAGUUGCCCACCCCCAUGCAGAGCCUGGGUGCCAUCACCACGGGCACCAGCACCAUUGUCCGUACCAUUCCUGUGGCCACCACUCUCUCCUCCUUGGGUGCCACUCCUGGUGGGAAGCCCACAGCCAUCCACCAGCUGCUGACUAAUGGGGGCCUCGCUAAGUUGGCAAGCAGCCUCCCUGGCCUGGCUCAGAUCUCUAACCAAGCAACAGGCUUGAAGGUCCCCACCACGAUUACUCUGACACUCCGUGGCCAACCCAGCCGAAUCACCACGCUGAGCCCCAUGGGCUCAGGAGCAGCCCCAUCAGAGGAGCCCAUUUCCCAGGUGCUGCCCUCCAGCUCACAGCGCCUGCCUCCAGCACCCUGAAGAUGCCGUGCAGUGUGUCCUCCUUUAUCAGGUUGGUGAUGGCUGCUGGACGGGGAGACCUGGGCACGUGUGCUGUCCUGCUGAGCUAGCUGUCCACUGUCUGAAGAUCUUUCACACAGUCAUUUUUGCCUCUCUUACAACUGUCUUCAGGAUUGGGCCUCUGGGUCUUGUAUGACCAUUAGGCAAGGUGACCUGGUGCCAGCAAGGGGGGGGCCUUGCCUUCUACAGGUCUGGCUUCCAGAAUCCCCAGGUCCGCAGCAGAUCUGGCUGUGCAUGGCUCAGAGGCACUUCUCCAGCAUUAGCUGUAGCUUGACAAGUGGCAGUUUUGGACUACUCACUGCCUUGAAAUAAAGGAGUUCCUCUUCGAAGUCCAUGCUGCCCUGAGCCAAGUCAGGAGGAGACAUCCAUGUGAUCUGGGGCUGCAGGCAUUGGGAUUGAGAGCCCUUUGCUGAGGACCGGGAUCGUCCUGGCCCACUGGCUGGUGGUGUCAGAAGGGCUUGUUUUGUGCAUCACUGUCGUCUCCACUGAGCAGCCGUGGGAGGAGUGCUCCCUGUGCAGCUCCCUCUUAGGAAGCACACUGGAUGCCAGGCAGCCCGCUGAGCCCUGGGGACUCCUCAGUUCAAAUACACCAGAGAGCAAAGAACUGGGUGAUCAUUUUUCAGUCCCUUUGGCCUGAAAACUGUGGGGAGCAGCAGUUGCCAGGAGGUGGAAACUGCCUUCUUUCUUUUUUCCAUCACGCUUUGGGCAGUUCCUGUAUCCUGAAAGCCUGAAGGUCUGGAAAGGCUGAAGAAGAGGAGGGAAGAGCAAAUGAAAUGGCUUGAAGGGCAUGUCAGUAAUUCCUUAGUGAAAACAGUUUGGGGUUGAGGCUAAGGAACUGUCGAUGCAAUUGGAGAUGAGAAGAAUUUGCUGAACUAGAGGGAAGAAACCCAACCCCUGAAGUUGCUGUCUCCAGUGCUUGGAAGUGAAACGGGUAAACUGCUGGAGUCACAUCUUGCCUGUUGCAGGAAGCUUGGGCAUCAGGACAACGAAGGCCGUGCUUCAGGAUUUCUGUUUCUGUUCUGUGCGACUUUUUGUCUUCUUGCUUAGAAGUGGGAAGAUUAUUGUCCUUGACCCUACUGUGCAGGGCUCUUGGUAUUGGCCUGAACACUGGAGGUGAAGGUUCGUUCCUGAGAUGUGAUCGCUAAAGAUGGAGCUCUGAGCCUCUCCUUACCUCCUUGGAGUACUUGUGUGCAAGAGAGUUUUUAGAUUUGGCUUCGAGUCUGUCCUCCAGAGCAGGCUCCCUUCUCAUCUGUACUCUAGAAUGUUUCCAGCCAAGGUGACAGAUAAAGCCACCCAGACACAACUGUUGAAUAUCUGUAGGCAGGGAGGGCCCACACCCUGCCAUGGCCAGACUUGUGGUCCAGAGUUCUGAGCCAUGGUGCAGCAUAUCUCCCAACCAGGCUACCUGCGUUCAGUCCAGGAGCCUCACCUGCCUGUGAGUGGCAGCCGGGAACAUGUGGAGGAGUCUCAGACAAGGCAGGUUGGGGAGGUGCAGGCAGGGCCAGGGGUGAUUGUGCUGGGAGCGGAGAGGGCAGCUUAUCCCCUCCCUCUUUAACCUUCUGCAGAGCUGGUCUCAGCAGUGAUUCACACAGAGUUAGGCUGCCUUCUUGUAUUAGCUGACAGGUAACUGUUUUCUGAAAUUCAGGAGGCAUUUAGUAAGUUUGAGGAAGUUAUAAAAGAGACAUCCAGGGUCAGCGGUUAAUAACUUCACAGUUAGGAUAAUAACAUACCAAUAGGAACUGAGGACACUGCAACCGUGAGACUGUGUGAAGCUUUUAAGAAUCAGAGGUUCCUGAACAACCCAUUCAUGACUUAGGAGUGCAGCCUAACAGCACUGAAGGGGCUUCUCCUGAAAGAUGCUGGCCCAGUGUGCGCAAGGGCCAAAGGAAAAACUAACGCCUUGUCCUAAGUUGGUGUAAAUCAUAGUAUGCUUGCUAGGGAUGAUUUCCUGAGGCUUGGAUUGUACACUGUGAAGAAUGCCAAAACUGGAGAAGGGAGUUGUGAGAACCUUGUUUUUCUCGACCAUGGAGGGACAGGCCAAAAGGGGAAGUGGUUGAAGUCUAUAGAAUCAUGUUCUCCAAUUCCAUACUUUUCCAACACACUUCUUGAGGUGUAAAGGAAGCUUUCCUCUGCCUAUCACGUAGCAGACCUGGACUUCACUACAGAAGGUCAUACUACUGGCCAGAAAUGUAGAAGGAUCGAGAGGGCUUUAGUGAAAUUCCUAGAUGACAGGUGCAUGGUGAUGCCCUACGCAAGAUGUCCUUCUGCUUUGAGGAGGAAGACCUUCUGUCUGUUUUUGGCUCUACCACUAGAAUGGUCUUGGGCUGGAUGGGUUAUAGAGCUGAGCUGCUGUGAUGGUUCUGUUCCUACAUUAGCCAAAACAAUAAAAAAUAAAAAUCAA
This is a messenger RNA of Phacochoerus africanus (Common warthog), 5275 nucleotides long. RefSeq names its product KAT8 regulatory NSL complex subunit 3 (gene KANSL3). Bases 121 to 2835 code for a protein of 904 amino acids. The record is from RefSeq and is a predicted model, not a curated record. Gene Ontology annotation, cellular component: NSL complex. NCBI's taxonomy places the organism in Eukaryota, Metazoa, Chordata, Mammalia, Artiodactyla, Suidae. Gene Ontology annotation, biological process: positive regulation of transcription by RNA polymerase II. The transcript is spliced from 22 exons.